AACCCUUUUUCUUGCUCUUUUCCAGGAGCACCUUGACUCACUACACCAUGGAUGAGAUGAUUUGUUAUGCUAAAAGAGACAUUGAGUCAUUCAUUCGAACAGGUCCCCUUAACGACGGAAGACCUGGACGAACUGUUUUGCUCUUCAAUGGCCGAGUGUACUGCAGUACUCCUUACAAACAUGCAGAGCAGAUAGCUUUCGAUUCCAUUGGUUAUGACAUUUAUGAAAUUAAAAACAUAGAUAUGUGCAUCAACUACUCCCCUUGCCAUAACUGUGCUGCCAGGAUAUUGCAUGUUGUACAAAAUCACUGUGACGUGAAAAUUCAAAUUAAAUUUGCUAAAGUGUUUCAAAUAAAAGAGCCAGAAAACAAACAAGGGCUGAAAGAGUUAAAGAUGCACGGUGUGACAUUGAAAGCAAUGGAAGGCCAGGACUGGAAAUUCAUUGUUGGAAAGAUUCUUGAGCAUCACUGGAGGCUUUACUGGAAGACCUUACUGCAAAGAACUCUAGAUGAACAUUGGCAAUUGGGACAGGAAAGUGUACAACAAGAGAUUCUCAUGUAUUACAAAAAGAUUUACAGGACAGCUAAAAUGAUGUGCAUUUUCAUAAAACACUGGGAGACAGAAUUGGAAACUGAAUUCUCUCGACUUUCCCUGAGCAACAGGGAGGGAAGAAGGGAAAGUGAUUUACAGCUAAUUAUCAGAGAAAAUUGGAGCAAGGGAAGGUGGGUUGUACUGGCGGAGAUUCUUAAGUAUCAAGGGAUGGAUAACUGGGAAACUGUAUUGAUGGAGAUUUUCAAACAAGAGGAUAAUUACGGCUGGAGGACAGCAUUAAAACACAUUGUUAGCAACCAGCACAUAUCUGACACUCAUCACCAAUACCUUGAGCUUCACAACUGUGAAGACGUCGAAUAUGUUGAAUAUCAACUACUGCAAGCCUGGGAAAACUCAACUUGGAUUCUCUAUCAUCACUGGCGGGACGGUGCGAAGGACAGGUUGACCAGGAUACUCCAAAAUAACGGCAAAACAAACUUGGUGGAACUGGUGCAGGGUAUAUCAGAUGACAACAGGCAGGGAUACGCUUGGUUGAAACUUGUGCUAAAAGCACUACGCAUCGAAAACAGGGUGGAGUGGUCAGGACAGCGCAUUAUUGCAGAUUAUCAUGCCGCACGAAAGCUAAAGCAGAGUUACCUAUAAAGAGUUACAACUGGUAUCCAUAUGCUGUAGCAUUCUAUUGCACAUGCAGCGUACAAGGAUGACCUCUUAUACCAGUUUUGUAGUUGAAAUAACACUUUUCAUUAAAUAAUGGUCUGAAAGACCAUGCACACCAUGUUAGCCCUGGACCCCCCAUACAUUCAUAUGCAACAUUUGAAAAAUUCCAUUUUCUUAACUUUGUGUAAAGGCCAAGCACUUGGUCAAGUUGUACCUUUCUCUGACAGAUAAUCUAAUACCUACAUGUAACUGUCUGAUAUUCAAAUGAUGCAGCGGGUACCGCGAACUAUUUUCAAGAUGUAUUUUUGCG
This is a messenger RNA of Acanthaster planci (crown-of-thorns starfish), 1518 nucleotides long. RefSeq lists its product as uncharacterized. Lineage: Eukaryota; Metazoa; Echinodermata; Asteroidea; Valvatida; Acanthasteridae. The record is from RefSeq and is a predicted model, not a curated record.